Molecule: messenger RNA, 1083 nt
Organism: Erpetoichthys calabaricus (reedfish)
Lineage: Eukaryota; Metazoa; Chordata; Cladistia; Polypteriformes; Polypteridae
Product: orofacial cleft 1 candidate gene 1 protein homolog
Exons: 6
Coding region: 323-904 (193 amino acids)
Cellular component (GO): perinuclear region of cytoplasm
Source: RefSeq, a predicted model, not a curated record
CUCCUGCCGGGGUGACUUCAUGUUUUGUGUUUUUGAGAGCUGCCAUGACAACACGUUUGUGUGAUGGUGACAAUGCGAAGAAGAAGAAAAAAGAAGAAGAAUGAGAAAAAAUAAAAACCUUCCGGGGAAAACGAGCCCGAGCCAAAGUGCAAAAAAAACACACACCUUAAAAAUGCAUGGCGGCCAACCUGAGGAGCCUGCGUCACCGUAGCCAUGGCAACACAGCAGCUGGCUGAUGGGCGACUGGUGACCCGGGUGAUCAACAACUGUGUGUGUGUGAGUGUGUGAGCGUGCACUCUCCGUGCAGACAUACUGGGGACAAAUGGAGCCACAUAUGCCAGGCAUGGAAAGGAGCUAUACAGGAAAUGAGCGCAGCAGAAAUGACUUUGACCCCCCAGUGGAUGAGGAAAUCAACCCAAGGCGCCGCGCCAUGGAGGGCAGCCGGGAAGAUGAGCUCCAAUUAAAGUCCAUGAGAGAGGAGGAUGACAGCCAAUUCUACAGGACGCUGACAAAGUUCUUAGAAGAGGAGACGACCGCCGUGGACCUGCCAGGAAUGGUGACCGAUGAAGAGCAAGAGGAGUUCACCAGCCACGGGAGACAAGAAGAUGCUGCUGCCAUCCCCAGAGUGUCAGGGCUGAGGCAGCAGGUGGAGGAUGACGAGAUCCCACAAUACGUGGAGCAGUUCAGGGGACACGUGCAGGGGGACAUGGUCACGCUGGAGCAGGAUGAUCUCAGCCAACAACAAAUGAAAAGAUUCCACAAGAGACUUCCAGCAGCCUUCCAAAAAGCAGAAAGCUACCUGGUGAAAGCAGUGAAGAAGUGCCAAGGUGAAGUGACGGCCCAGUAUGGCGAGCUGAGGGAGUGGGGCGGCGAGCAUGGACUUGAUGGGCAGGUAAGGUGCUGACCUCCUGAGGUGGGCUUUAUGAGAACUGGAAUUAAAGACAAAUAUGAAUGGCUCCUGAUGUAGAAGAUCCCAGGUUCAGUUUCUCCCCAAACCAGUGCUACAUCUUCUCUCCAACUAUUUUCUGACUUCUUUAGCUCAGUGAUGCCCCCUAUUUGUUGUGAAGCUCCCACGAUCACAGA